This is a messenger RNA of Mytilus californianus (California mussel), 950 nucleotides long. RefSeq lists its product as uncharacterized. The transcript has 3 exons. The record is from RefSeq and is a predicted model, not a curated record. Bases 1 to 723 code for a protein of 240 amino acids. Lineage: Eukaryota; Metazoa; Mollusca; Bivalvia; Mytilida; Mytilidae. Gene Ontology annotation, cellular component: nucleus.
AUGGGGUACACAUUGUCUUCCUAUACUUCAGAAAAUAAAUUUGAACCUUGGGAAAGAAAGCCUAAUUUCUCAGAGGCUGAGAUCAGUGUCCUUCAAGAUGAAUUCGAGAAGAAUUUCGCAGUCAUUAAUGACAAAUUCAGUAGCGCAGUCAGCAAUAAAAGGAAAACAGCAGUCUGGGCAAAGAUUUCCCUGAUAGUGUCUUCUCUUGGUGUUGCCCAUAGGUCAGCCAAGGAGUGUAAAGACAAGUGGGGCAACACCAAGAAAGAGGCAAAGAAGAUUUUCUCAGUGAAGAAGAGAGACCAUGUAAAAACUGGUGGUGGACCUCAGGCUAAACCAUUGAGUGUGGCAAUAAAUAGAACAAUAGACCUGUGUGAGGACUCUGCUUCCUUCAAGGGCAUAGGAGGUGUAGAAAGCUGCAUUAUUGCUGGUGCAACUGAAGCUACAUUGCCAGAAGAUUCCGAAAUGGCAUGUACAGGAUCCCAGGAUUUGUUUGAGUCAGCUCCUGAAUGUCAAUCUGCCUCCUCACUGCAACCUCCUACACCUCCUUCACCUCAGUCGCCAUCAGUAAUUGCAGGGUUUAUUGGUUACCGGGGAGUACCAAUUGUAGUAAACCCGACUAGACCUGUGUUCUAUGAAUCCCAUGCUGUCCCUAUAGCUACUGCAGCCGCAAAGAAGAGAAAAGCAACAGCAGAGGAUGUGUAUGAGCUUCAGGUGAAUAUAUAACAGUUAAUUAUGUCCGGUAGUAUAAUGUGUCCCCCAUACUUUGUUGGCAAUACAGCUAUUUUUUUAAUAUAUGUACUAGUAGUAAUAUUGAAAAUUGAUUGUUUAAUUAUUUUUUCCUUAACAUCCAGGGACAAAUGUUUCAUGCAUAUUCAGGACGAUUUUCCGAUUUAUAUACUGUCUACACAUAUACAAUUAAGUGUACUCCCACACUGGGAGUGAAGACUUAC